Messenger RNA from Pichia membranifaciens NRRL Y-2026, 1370 nucleotides. RefSeq lists its product as hypothetical. Gene Ontology annotation, molecular function: polyubiquitin modification-dependent protein binding. Gene Ontology annotation, cellular component: proteasome regulatory particle, base subcomplex; nucleus; cytosol. Gene Ontology annotation, biological process: proteasome-mediated ubiquitin-dependent protein catabolic process. The coding region runs from base 432 to 1256 and encodes 274 amino acids. Lineage: Eukaryota; Fungi; Ascomycota; Pichiomycetes; Pichiales; Pichiaceae. The record is from RefSeq and is a predicted model, not a curated record. The transcript has a single exon.
CCGCAGCAGUUUCACUUCAUUCUCCACAGAAUUCUGAAAAUCCUUUUCCUUCUGUGCCAUUUCAUUCUGAAAUCUUCGUAUAAUCUUGUCUUUUUGCUUUCUGGUCAAAACCUGUGUAGAUGGUUUGUGAGCAUGUUUGUGAACGGCAUUAGAGCUAGCUACCAUGGCGUUUAUUGCUAGCUUCACCUUGGCGCAGGGUAUAAAUAAAUAUGAGCAAUUCAACCAUGUUGUUGAUACCCAUUUCGAUUCAUGUCCGCAAAAAUAUCCAUUUUCGUGAUGAUUUGAACGCGCCGAUUCAGUGGCAAAUUGAACCUUUCCGUUUUACAAGGUGGAAGUUUAGCCUUACUUGUCGCAGGGAUAGAGGGAGAAAAGCGGGAUAACCAGCGGAAAAGGGCUAAUUGAAUUUGCAGUCAAUAGUGCAACAAGACAAAAUGGUGUUAGAAGCUACUAUGGUUAUCAUUGAUAACUCAGAAUACAUGCGCAAUGGUGACUACACGCCCUCAAGAUAUCAAGCGCAACUAGAUACUGUGGAGAUCAUAUUCAGGAGAAAGACCAAUUCAAACCCAGAAAACACGGUUGGAUUGAUGACUAUGGCAGGAGAGUCUUCUGUUGUUUUGAGCAAUUUGACGACAAACUACGGACAAAUCUUGAGUGGUUUACAUUCUAGUAAAAUCGAAGGACAAUCCAAUAUAGUUGAUGGUAUUCAAGUUGCAUGUUUGGCAUUGAGAAACAGACAAAACAAGAAUCAAAAGCAAAGAAUAGUUGUGUUUGUUGGAUCUCCCAUAAAGGAAGGAGUCAAAGAACUGAGCAGUCUAGCUGUAAAGUUGAAGAAAAACAACAUAUUUGUUGAUUUUAUAAAUUUCGGGGAACAGCAAGCAAAUACAUCUAAACUUGAAGAAUUCAUGAGCAUUAUUGACAGCGGUGAUAACCUGUCUCAUCUGGUUACAAUUCCUCAAGGUCCAUAUUUGUUAUACGAACAAGUCGAUAAGACAGCCAUUUUGAGAGAUCAAGACCAAUUGGAAAGCAUGCAAGAUGGAUUUGGUGAAUUCGGAGGUGCAUCCGGCGGCGCAGCAGAUGCCGGUUUUGGUUUCGGUAUGGAUGAUCCAAAUAUGGAUCCAGAACUUGCCAUGGCCAUCAGACUGUCUUUAGAAGAGGAAAAUACGAGAAAAGAAAAGGAGGCUGCAGCUGCUGCUUCAACCAAAGAAGAAGGACAGGAGAAGCCUGCUGGAAGCGAUGAGAAGAUGCAAGAAGACUAAUAGAUGGAUAGUUAAUUAACAUAGUUCGAUUGUAUAAAGCUAUAAAUAGUCGCCUAGCGAGUAAGUUUCAUAUCCGAAACGGGGAACAGAAGGCGACAUGAAUUUUGAGCGCAG